AUGGGGUUUUCAGAAUUACCAUUCGAAAUUCUUUUGAAAGUAGCUGAUCUUUUAUCGCGAGAGGACAAACGCUCUUGUUCUCUUUCGUGCAAGGGAUGGAGAUACAUGUUUCAAGAGAUUCUGUGGAAAAACAUAUAUAUUCAUGACUGUGAUAGCUUGCAGAAUCUUAUCGACAUGGUUAAAGUCUCCCAAAGUACAUCCAUAUUUCGCGGCCCCUGGGUUUACAGUCUACACAUAAAUUAUUAUUGCUCUGCGCCAGAAAUAUUAGCGAUACAAUUCUCUGAAUUAUUCAGAUACCUACCAAACCUGAAGCGCUUGGAUUUAAACGGUGAAAUAUAUAAAUAUAUUUACACAGAUACAACAAGAUCAGACAACAUAUGGAAUUCUCUGGAAAUCUUGAUAGUAAAAUACAGCGCAUAUACAGAAAGACAAUCAACAAAAGAACUGCCUGAAUUUAUAAAUACAUGUAACAUGCUCCAACAAUUACAAAUAAUUAAGUGCGGAGAUGGUUUUCGCUUGGAGUUCGGUGUGGAGGACUUUAACAACAUGCACCAAAACUUGCAAAGCCUAUCGUUUAUUGACGCUGAAAUGUAUCUCAGUUCUGACUUUUUGACUACACUGAACACAAUUCCAUACACGACGCCGGCACUUUCCGUGACGUCCCUGGAUAUAAGCUCGAAAAAAUACGAAAACCAUGACGGUGAAUUUAGUAGAAACUGGAACGAAUGGAAUCCUUUAUGGCUAUACUAUUUUGGCUACAAGUAUCCAAACUUGCGAUAUCUAAAGCUAGAAGCUACGAACAUAUGCUCUGAUGCGAUAAGCUCAGACGAGAGGCAAACAAUGAUAUCUCUUUUUCGAUCCAACCCCAACGCAUUUCAGCACCUUGAAACAUUUGAUCUCACUACCGACAGAUAUUUCGAGUUUUCCGAUCUUAUUUUAUGGGAAUUGCUUUGUGCAUUAAGAGUUCCUCUUAAGCAUUUGUCAUUGGAUGCAACAAAUCAUUACGCAGUAGACGAUUCAAACCCAGUGGAUUUCAGCAGAAUUAUACAAUCCUUUUCUGAAACACUCGAGACUCUUUCUCUUACAGGGUUUUUAUAUAGAGAGGUGGACCAGAAUUCAGUCAUGGAAAUACCCUCUUACUGCCCGUUUUUGACAAACCUUUGCAUCAGCGGCAGCGAUGUGUCGCUUUAUAUAGAUGACAUAUUGGACAGAUGUGUGGCCCUCAAACAGCUAGAAAUUUGUGGUGGAAGAUUGUUAAUUAAGUCAAGAACGACAACUGAAGAGACAGAUCAGCAUCAGCAUAGCCUUCAAUCUUUGACAUUGGAGAAAUGCUCUAUAGCGCCUGAAGUACUUACUUGCAUCUCUUUCAGAUGUAGAAAUCUGAAACGUAUGGAUUUGAGGUCUUUGUGGAUUGGCGAAUCUGUUUGCGAAAAAACCGGAUGUUUGUUAAUCGACAUGUCACAUACUUUCUUAAAGACUUUGAAAAUUGGCCAGGUUCAAUUCCACGGAUCAGACCGAGUACAUAGUUAUGACGAUUGGGCCAGUCUGGUACUCUUAUCUGAAUUACAUGAUAAUCCGCUGUCAAAUGAAAGGGACACAAUAAAAAGAACAGAAAUAGAUUCAAACUACCCGAGAACAGAAUGUAACAAUAUCACAUGGCUCUACACAUAUAAUGAUAUGGCAUAUACUGGGGAAGAGACCCUAAACACUACAGAAAUUUCAAAGGAUGAAGCCAAUAUUGCGAUUGAAUACUAUAAAAACUUUCAAUCCAACCAAAUCGAUGCGAUUUCAAUUGAUGACAGCUCGUAUAAUGGAGACGACCUGACUGACGCCUGGAAGUAUGAACUUUACAAAGGUUACGCCGAACUAAGAUUUGGCAAAAUUCAAUACCGUCCUUAUAUAUGUGAAUCAGAUUUUGUCGAGCGUUAUUACACUACUCUUUGCCUCUCUCAAUCCUUUGGUGGCCUUGAGAUUCUGAGUCCACGCAAAAUCCAAGCCUUUCUACAGUUUUGCUGGCUCAUUCCAUCCCUCCGGCAAAUACGUCUACGCUUUCACUCUCCAUUCUAUGGAUCCGUUCCUACCUUGUGUCCUUGGUCUGUUCUCCCUCCUGUCUACCAUAUGAUCCACUCUAUAUCUUCUUUUCCCCACCUUUCCAGUCAUCCCUGUGUCUUCUUCGCCGCCGCUCUUUCGCUUUGUUCUUCAAUACUUUCGAUUAUAUAUCCCAAUCUCGGCAUGCCAGUGAAUUGUCGCUGGCGUCCUGUCUGGCGCUUCUUCUCAAUUACAUAUGGUACCCAGUCUCAUCUUCUUAUGUCAUUCCUCAAGGUUUUGGACACUGCAUUUCCCGGUGAUCCGUUCAAGGCCUCUCUCUUUGCUUCGUCUUUCAUCCAAUUUUUUUCUUCGCAAUCUUUCCAUAUUCACCGCGUAAACACCAUUCCUAAGCGUCGUCCUAGAUCUCACACACCUAUCCUUCUUGCUGAACCGUAUUAUGCCCACCAUCGUUGUAAUCCCAGAAUGACACCUAUCCCUGCACCUCCUCUAGACCCCCAAACACCCAAACACCUUAUGAUACCUACUCUAACCAGUAGUCUCCUCUAUUUUAAACGUGCAAUUUCCGAAUAUAUGACCCCUCCUUCCCAGCUCCCAAGCCCUCGGGGCCGUUUUACAGGCAGUUUGGCAUUGAAGCGACUUGAGGAAAGUAAUGGGGAAGCAGGCGAGACGAAGGUCAUGCCACAGAGUAGCGGGAAUGAAAAUGUUAACAAUCGUUGCUCGACCACAAAUCGAGGGAAAGUAUUGUGGGUUAAUGUUGAGAAAGAUGCAGGCGGUGGUAAGAAACCGGUUGGCGGCGUGGUUGCGUUAGGCAGGGGAUUGAAGUAG
Messenger RNA from Phycomyces blakesleeanus NRRL 1555(-), 2874 nucleotides. RefSeq lists its product as hypothetical. NCBI's taxonomy places the organism in Eukaryota, Fungi, Mucoromycota, Mucoromycetes, Mucorales, Phycomycetaceae. The transcript is spliced from 7 exons. Gene Ontology annotation, molecular function: protein binding. Gene Ontology annotation, biological process: SCF-dependent proteasomal ubiquitin-dependent protein catabolic process. Gene Ontology annotation, cellular component: SCF ubiquitin ligase complex. The record is from RefSeq and is a predicted model, not a curated record. Bases 1 to 2874 code for a protein of 957 amino acids.